CGCAACGACAACAGAUCGCAGUACAUUUACUGCAUUCAAAAUUAUCUCCACAUUGAACAAACCCUCCCAAAUCGCGUCACAAGAUCAAAAGAUCCCUCAAAUUGAAGGACAGACCAGACACAGAAUGUCUACCAGUAUCCGACAAGCAACGCCCGACGAUCAACCCAUCAUCGACACAAUCAUACAAGAAGCCUUCUCUAUCUACAUCGCUCGCAUUGGAAGGAAGCCCCAGCCGAUGCUAGACGACUACACUGCACUGAUCAAAGACGGAGUCGUCUACGUGAUCGAGCGAGACGGUGAAAUAAAGGGCACCGUCAUGCUUGUCCCCCAGGAGGGCUCCAUGAUCGUGGAUAAUCUAGCCGUUGCUCAGUCUGCACGGGGUACUGGGUUAGGUCGCAAGCUUUUAGAGUUCGCUGACGAGUCGGCUCGGUUGGCAGGCUAUCACACUCUUCAGCUGCAUACGAAUGAGACGAUGGUUGAGAAUAUAGCCAUAUAUACACGGAUGGGCUAUGCGGAGACACAUCGUGCGGAUAAUAAGGGGUGGAAGCGAGUUUAUAUGGCGAAGAACUUGGAUUGAUGGGCUAAGUUGGCGAUGGCUAUAUUUGUCAGUAAAAG
Molecule: messenger RNA, 615 nt
Organism: Aspergillus costaricaensis CBS 115574
Lineage: Eukaryota; Fungi; Ascomycota; Eurotiomycetes; Eurotiales; Aspergillaceae
Product: GNAT family N-acetyltransferase
Exons: 2
Coding region: 125-577 (150 amino acids)
Molecular function (GO): acyltransferase activity, transferring groups other than amino-acyl groups
Source: RefSeq, a predicted model, not a curated record